This is a messenger RNA of Pyrenophora tritici-repentis Pt-1C-BFP, 1323 nucleotides long. Its product is annotated as EI24 domain containing protein. The record is from RefSeq and is a predicted model, not a curated record. Lineage: Eukaryota; Fungi; Ascomycota; Dothideomycetes; Pleosporales; Pleosporaceae.
AUGGUGACUGGUGGGAGGUUUUGGUUCGCGUUCGGUGCUAGUGGGAGGCUGAAGGGAGUCCCUGACUACGUAUGCGCUUUGACCACGGAGAUCAUGUCGAGUUUCAACUCAUCCGAACCUCUGACCCCGCGUGUCAGAACGCCACUUGUAGUGUCUUCCGUCAGGCUUCGAGAACAAAAUGACGCAGUAAACAUGGACAAGUUGGAUGUUUCGCAGUUUGACAUAUCCAACUUUGAUCUCAAUGCUAUCCUGCGUGGAGCGCAGCUGACUCUAGUUGGUGUGAACCGAGCGCUUCAGAACCCAGGCCUCUUCACUUCAGACCACUAUCGCCAAGCUGUGAUAGCUGUAGUUGCUGGCAUCGCCAUCCGAGUCAUUGUCGCCAUACCCAUUGUCGGUGUACGCGUGCUACUAUGGAUCGUCUCUCUCUUCGUCAACAUGGACCACACGCACUUGGACGAAAGUGUCGUGAACGGGCUACACUUCCUUGAGCACACGGUGCUCCAAGUACCAUUCUUCCUCAUGACGAUGAUGCGCUACGUCACGCCUACUCUGGAUCAUAUGUUCAUGGACUCCCUGCGUUGGGUCGAUGAAACCUAUGUACAGAAGCACAAGACCGAAGACCCGCACAACCUCCGCGCCAUGUACUACCCAAACCUCGAAAAGUACCCCGAACACGCACCGAAACCAGACAAGGAGAAGAUGCCAAUAAGGCAGGCUGUUAUGCUGUAUACCAUGAAGCAGGGCAAGAAGGCUGCCAUUUCCCUGGGAGUUCUUGCACUAUCCUAUGCUCCCUACGUAGGCCGCUUCGUGCUUCCAGCCGCCAGUUUCUACACUUUCAAGAAGUCAGUAGGAACUCAGCCAGCAGCCGCUAUAUUUGCUGGCUCUCUGUUAUUCCCGCGCAGAUAUCUAGUCAGCUUCCUACAGGCUUACUUUUCGUCCCGCACUCUUAUGCGUGAGCUGCUCGAGCCUUACUUUGCACGCGUGCGCUACACUCCAGAACAGAAGAAGCUUUGGUUCAGGGAUCGAGCAGGCGUGCUUUUCGGUUUCGGUCUCGGCUUCUACAUCUUCGUCAAGAUCCCACUCGUCGGCGUCCUCAUCUACGGCCUCGCAGAAGCCUCGACAGCAUACCUCAUUACUAAGAUUACAGAGCCACCGCUUCCCCCGACCGAAGCCGACAAGUUCAAGGAAGAGUCGCUUCGUUGGAAAAACAAGCACGAGUUCUUAAACCUGCCCUGGCAACACAUGGACGAAUACAACCUUGCAAUGCACAAGCCUGCGGUCCAGUCUGAAGUGCGCCAGACACCACGAAAGACUUUCAGUUAG